AUGGCUUCCAAUGUCUUCAUGCCAAAAUAUAGUAUGAAUCACGUUUCACUUUCAGGGGACAAGACACUCAGUUCCCAUUCUUUUGGGAAAGUUGGUUUGCCUAAGAAAAGUAUUAAACUAACCUCUUCUUCAUUUGCUUCCUUUACACAAUCAUCAAAGCUUGUUGCUUCUUUUAAUGCUACUGUACCUGCAGCUUCUUCCGCAGCCAAAUUUGCUACAAGUGUUAGCACUCAUACUUUGGCUCAACUCUGGAGAGAGAUUCAGGGUUGUAACAACUGGGAAAACCUUGUUCAACCCCUUCAUCCUCUUCUCCAGCAAGAGAUCAUUCGAUACGGUGAGUUUGUCACCGCUUGUUAUAAGGCUUUUGAUCUUGAUCCCAAUUCAAAACGUUACUUGUCUUGCAAAUAUGGCAAGAAGAACAUGUUCAACAAAGUUGGAAUGUGUGAUUCCGGCUAUCAAAUCACUAAGUAUAUCUAUGCAACUCCGGACGUCAGUAUUCCCAUUCAAAAUGGUGCUGCUUGUGGCCGCUGGAUUGGCUAUGUGGCUGUAUCGUCAGAUGAUGCAGUUAAGAGACUCGGCCGGAGAGAUAUAGUCAUUACAUUUCGAGGAACAGUAACCAACAAUGAGUGGGUUGCCAACUUCAUGAGCUCUCUAACUCCUGCACGGCUAGACCCUCAUAAUCCACGCCCAGAAGUGAAGGUGGAAUCUGGGUUUUUGAGCUUGUACACUUCAGAUGAAAGUGACAACAAGUUUGGACUCGAAAGUUGUCGGGAACAGCUUCUGUCUGAAGUGUCAAGAUUGUUAAACAAAUACAAAGGAGAAGAAAUCAGCAUAUCAUUGGCAGGCCAUAGCAUGGGAAGUUCAAUUGCUCUUCUUCUUGCAUAUGAUAUUUCCGAGCUUGGAUUGAAUAAACUCAAUAAUCCAAGCAAGGAUGAUAUUCCAGUAACAGUGUUCUCAUUUGGAGGACCAAGAGUUGGGAACGCAGGCUUCAAAGAGAGAUGUGAGGAAUUGGGAGUUAAAGUGUUGAGAAUUGUGAAUGUUAAUGAUCCAAUAACAAAGCUACCUGGGGUUUUUCUAAAUGAAAAUUUUAGGGUUUUAGGAGGAAGAUAUGAAUUCCCAUGGAGUUGCUCAUGUUAUGCUCAUGUGGGUGUUGAAAUCCUCCUAGAUUUCUUCAACAUGCAAAAUCCUUCAUGUGUUCAUGACUUGGAAGCCUAUAUCAGCAGCUUAUUGACAAAAUGUCCCAAGAGAUUUUCAUCAGAAGAAGAUCAUCAUCAUCACCAUCAUGAUCAUGGACAUGAACAUUGGGUAGAUUUUCUGAAUAGAGCCAAGGAGCUGCUAUUGGAUGCUCAAAGUUUUAACAUGUUGCCUCUGACUAUUGCUUUAAGCUAUAUCAUAAACUUGGUUGAAACUCAAAGUGCUGAGUUCUUUAUAAACGAACAAAUCUUAGGAUGGAUGAAUUCCUUGGCCUUGUAUAUUCUAUUCUAG
Messenger RNA from Manihot esculenta (cassava), 1485 nucleotides. Its product is annotated as galactolipase DONGLE, chloroplastic. Gene Ontology annotation, molecular function: glycerophospholipid phospholipase A1 activity. The coding region runs from base 1 to 1485 and encodes 494 amino acids. The transcript has a single exon. Gene Ontology annotation, biological process: jasmonic acid biosynthetic process. The record is from RefSeq and is a predicted model, not a curated record. Gene Ontology annotation, cellular component: chloroplast. Lineage: Eukaryota; Viridiplantae; Streptophyta; Magnoliopsida; Malpighiales; Euphorbiaceae.